Symbiodinium sp. CCMP2592 is the source of this 345-nucleotide messenger RNA. Lineage: Eukaryota; Dinophyceae; Suessiales; Symbiodiniaceae. The record is from the annotation of a GenBank genome assembly.
AUGCACAAGAAGUGCUUCGCUGUGUUGCAGGAAGACGCAGAGGCUGGAUUGGAGCCGGCAGACUUGCAGACCCAAACCGAGCUUCCGGAGCCUUCGCUGCAGGAUGCUGUGGAUGUGAAGGUAUCGGUGAACCCAGCUGACGGAGUGCCAGCACGCGAGGCCAGCAAGAGCCGCAGUGAUGGUGGCAACCAUGAGGACCCUGGCCAGGUGGCUGAAGCGAGCGCGGAACCGCUCGAGAAGAAGCCACCAGUGAAGAUCAAAGGCACCAUCGCCGAGAAGAUCGCAGAGGCCGCUAAAGCCGAGGAUGAGAAGGCCAAUACUCAAAACAUAAGUCCCUUUGGUUGA